AUGGCGUCCUUCCAGCAGCAGAAGGCGCAGCGGCUGGCGCGGGCGGACGAAGGUGCCGCCGCUGUCGUGCAACUGCUGAACGGGAGGGCCCCGUUCUGCACCACCAGCUCCUGCUCGGGCCGCCUCGUCCUGGACACAGACAGCUGUGAGAUCCAGAAGAAAGACUGCAGGUGGCUCAUGGUGACACAUGAAACGUGUGCCAAAGACGCCGUGCUGGCAGCUCUAGAGAAGUCCACUGGUGAUGUCGUCCUCAAGUUUGAACCGUUUGUUCUUCACGUGCUGUGUCAAGAGCUAGAGGACGCCCAGCUCCUGCACUCAGUGGCGAUCAAUUCUGGGUUCAGGAACUCUGGCAUUACAGUUGGCAGAGGAGGAAAAGUUAUGAUGGCUGUCCAGAGCACUCAUUGCUUAGAAGUUCCACUGACCCACAAGGGGAAAUUGAUGGUCUCUGAAGAAUACAUUGAAUUUCUGGUGCACAUAGCUAAUGGGAAGAUGGAAGAAAACACAAGGAGGAUUGACAGGUUCUACAAAGGCUUAGUAUUCGCUUUGGAAACAGGCACCAGUGUCAGCAGCUCUGCUGAAGGGAAGAAGAAGAGUCACUCCAUCUACCUUCACAGGAGGAAGAGGAGGACUGCCCCAGAACAGGAUGUCCACACACCUCCAGAGGACCACAGCGAGGACUUGAGGCCUGAGGAGGACACAGAAAGCAGUCUUGAUAUUUUUGCUGAAAUCCUGACAUAG
This is a messenger RNA of Indicator indicator, 738 nucleotides long. RefSeq names its product tRNA-yW synthesizing protein 3 homolog (gene TYW3). Bases 1 to 738 code for a protein of 245 amino acids. Lineage: Eukaryota; Metazoa; Chordata; Aves; Piciformes; Indicatoridae. The record is from RefSeq and is a predicted model, not a curated record. The transcript has 6 exons.